Molecule: messenger RNA, 2826 nt
Organism: Entamoeba dispar SAW760
Lineage: Eukaryota; Evosea; Mastigamoebida; Endamoebidae
Product: protein hypA, putative
Exons: 2
Coding region: 1-2826 (941 amino acids)
Biological process (GO): protein processing
Cellular component (GO): mitochondrial matrix
Molecular function (GO): metal ion binding
Source: RefSeq, a predicted model, not a curated record
AUGCAAUUCUUCACUGAAAUAUAUAGGGAAAAAUUACCUGAUUAUAAUAUUACUGGUAUUGUUUUUGAACAUAACGAGACUAAAGCUAAGGUUGUUAAAAUACUGUCUGAUGACCAAAAUAAAUCAUUUUCUAUUUCUUUUAAAACACCACCUACUAAUAAUAAAGGAAUCCCUCAUAUCAUCGAACAUAGCACUUUAUGUGGAAGUGACCAUUACACUACAAAAGAGCCAUUUGCUGAUCUUUUAAGAGGAAGUUUACAAAAUUUCUUAAAUGCAUUUACAUUCCCUGACCACACAAUGUAUCCUAUUGCAACAACUAAUGAAGUUGAUUAUCAGAAUUUAAUGAAAGUAUAUCUUGAUGCUGUAUUCUUACCACGUGUUAGAAAUGAUAUUUAUCCAUUUUACCAAGAAGGUAGAAGGUGGGAAAAGAGUGAAGAUGGUGAACUUAAAUUUAAUGGUAUUGUUUAUAAUGAGAUGAAAGAAGAAGAAACAAACCCAGUAACUUUAGCCUCAAGAGUUAUUUCUCAAAAACUUUAUAAUGGUACAUAUAUAUAUGAGGCUGGAGGUAUUCCUAAAGAUAUUGAAACAUUAACAUAUGAUGAGUUCUUAAAAUUUUAUGAAGAACAUUACCACCCAUCAAAUUCAUUAACUGUUUUAUAUUCACCAUUAUCAUUGAUCGAUAAUGAGCUUACUAUUUUAAAUGAAUAUUUCAAUGGUAAAGGAUUUAAAACUCCAUCACAUGUCACUGAUAAAGAUACAAAUAUUUCUGGUACAUUUGAAACUGUUCAAUACCCAAUUGAUUCAGAAGAAAGUGAUGAAAUGAAAGAUGUAUUUGUUUAUGCUUGGAAAAUUAAUAACUGUGACCCUGAACUUCAGUUUGCAUUAGAUAUUAUUCAACAAUUAAUGGUAACAGUUGAAGGAGCUCCUUUAAAUGAAAAAUUGAAAGAACUUGGAAUUGCAAAGAAUGUUACUAGCCGAUUUGAAAGUGAUUUUAAAAGUCCAUAUUUUGCUGUUGUUGCUAAAAAUGCAGACCCAUCAAAAUUAGAUCAAUUUAAACAAGUCGUUAAUGAAGAGUUACAAAAAAUAGUAAAAGAUGGAUUGGUUUAUGCAAUGUUAUGUGCUUAUGCCCAUACUCAUGAUGACCCAGAUUUAUUCCGUAGUCUUAGAGUAAAUUGGAUAAUUACUAAAGUUAGAGAAGGACUAAACAAUCAUUAUUUAGAAGAUAUUGUUCAAAAAUGUUUUAUUGAAAAUAAUAAACAUAUUAUUGUACGUUGUGUCCCAACAAAAGGAUUAACUGAGAAAUGGGAAAAAGAAAGCCAAGAACGACAUGCUGAAAUGAGUAAAGAUUUUGAUGAAAAAACAAUCAAAGAAAUAGAAAAUACUUGUGCUGAAUUAAAACGUAAACAACAGGCAGAAGAUACUCCAGAACAAAUUGCUACUAUUCCUCAUUUAAGAUUGAGUGAUAUUGACAAAAAAGGACGUGACUUUUCUCUUGAAGAAGUUAAAAACUCAAUUAAAACAUAUAGAAAGGUUGAUGUAACUAAUGGGAUUGUAUAUUUUAAAUAUUUCUUUGACUUAAGUGAUUUAACACUUGAACAAUUAAGAGUUGCUGAUUUCUUAGCAUCUACCAUUAAAUCAUUUAAUACAAAACAACACAAUUAUUUAACUCUUGGAGCAUUGAUUGAUAUUAACUUUGGUAAAUUAACAUUUAAUAUAGAGACUCAUGUUGAUUCUCAUUUGGGUACUACAACUGAAGAUAUUAAUCAUGUAAAACCAUAUUUCUUAAUUUCAGGUAAAGUAUUAAAUAGUUAUAUUACUGAUGGUAUAAAAAUACUUGCAGAAAUUUUGAAUGACAUUCAAUUUGAUAUCAAGAUAUUACAGAAGAAGUUAUCUGAAUUUAUUGUACGUUCUGAAGGUAUUAUUAAGAAUUCCUCUUUUUCUCCAAUGUCAACUAGAAUAAAAUCAUAUCUUUCUAAACAAGGAGUAAUUGAAGAAUACUUAAAUGGAAUUACUUCCUAUUUAGAAGAUGUUAAAUUAAGAACUAACUUUGAAAAAGAAGGACUUUCAUUCCUUCAUUCUCUUGAGGAAAUUUAUCAUACGAUUUUUAGUACUAAUCGUUGUACUUUGUUUUAUUGUUCUGAAGAAAAUAUUAAAGAAGAUGUUUUAAAACAAUUAACUUCCCUUCAAGAAUUUUUACAUGGAAAAGAAAUGGGAAAGGUUCAAGAAUAUCCAAACCCAAUUGUUAAAAAUGAAGCUCUUCAAGUUCCAAUUAAAGUAAAUUAUGUUAGUAAAGGAUUUAAUUAUGCCUCUAUGGGAAUAACUUUUAAUGGUGCAUUUAAAGCGUUAAUGGAAAUUAUUGAAAAAGAAUACUUAUGGAAUAAAGUUAGAGUUGAAGGUGGUGCUUAUGGAUGUUGGUUGUCUUAUUCAUAUAAUGGAAACGCUAUUUUUGCUUCAUACCGUGAUCCUCAUUUAUAUGAAACCCUUACAACAUAUGACAAAGUUGUAGAUUAUUUAGAAAACAUGAAGUUUACACAAGAAGAAAUUGAAAAUUAUCUUAUUGGUAUUUUUGCAGAUAUUGACGCUCCAAUGACUGUUUCAGGAUUCUUUAAUUCAUGUUGUAAUUCAUAUUUGAAUAAUACUCUUGGAAUUUCUCAAGUAAUUCGUGAACAAUUAUUCCAAGUUACUCUUGAACGUUUAAAAGAACAAUCUUCUAUUAUUAUUAAUGGAUUAAAGAAGAACACUGUUUGCACUAUUUCUCCACAAGAAGCAAUAAAGAAACAAAGUGGAGUCUUUUCAGAGAAAGUUAAUGUCUUUGAAAAAGUUUAA